Molecule: messenger RNA, 5255 nt
Organism: Vanessa tameamea
Lineage: Eukaryota; Metazoa; Arthropoda; Insecta; Lepidoptera; Nymphalidae
Product: poly(A) RNA polymerase gld-2 homolog A-like
Exons: 10
Coding region: 394-1794 (466 amino acids)
Molecular function (GO): poly(A) RNA polymerase activity
Source: RefSeq, a predicted model, not a curated record
UCACGUGUAGACUUCGCUGGCGGGUGUCAGAUGUCGCUAGUUUUGCUUCCUUAAGUCAUGGCGGAUUUUUUCAUUAAUUUAUAGAUUUACUUUCGAAUUCGUGGGUAGAUUUAUUAUAGCCGGCGUCGAAAUAAUAAAUGCUCGAUCUGUUCGCAAAGAGGGAGCUCAGAGACAAGCACGUUGAACAAUCUUCGAUAUUAUUAGCGACAUCAGCCAUCGACAUAUCAAGAAAAGACGUUUGACGGAUCGUCUCGAAUUUCGGUGGUGUAGUAAAUAAGAAGAAAAUUAAAUUUCGACGUCGCUUUAAAAAUUACGUGUAUAAUGACACAAUAAUCGAUUGAAGAUAAUAGACGUCAUCAAUUUUAGCGGUCGGAGCAAAGACGUCGAGGCAAUAUGAAUGAAGGUGCACCUAUAGUAUAUCAUGGGAACGGUGGGUUCGAAGGUCCAGGAAUAUACAUGAUACCAGGUCACGUAGAGAGACAGACUCCACGGCAUUAUCCUCUAGAAAUGCUGCAAGUGAUGGGUGGCUUAGGUUCUCGAGGAGGGGGCUCUCCUGGACACGGCACGCCAAGGCGAUGGCAACCUCGUAAGGAACGCCAGCCUCCUAAGACAGAUAACACUGCUUUUGGGUAUGAUUCUGAUGACUCCAGCCUUUCCAGUAAUGCUUCUGGCUCAAAUAAAUCAAGUGAUAAAGCUAUUUCAGGUGAAGGUAGUCGUGAUCGUGAAGUCGGUACGGUCUCCCGCGAGUGGCGCGGCCGAGGUCGGCGUGAACAGCGACAACGUCGAAUCGCACCGGAGCGGUAUCUGAGUGCGGCAUACCCAUUCCAGGUGAAAUUUACACCGGAUGACCUCCUGAACGGAUCAAAAUGGGACACUUUGUCACAGGAGAUUUGGGACAAAUUCGUUAAAUCUCAGCAGACGGAGGAGACAUUCCGAAAGAAAAUGAAUUUAUGGAGAUAUCUUUACAUUACUAUUAAGUCAAUAUUUCCCCGCUACGGCUUAUACGUGGUAGGAUCAACGAUGUCCGGUUUCGGGUUAGACUCGUCAGAUAUGGACCUUUGCCUGUACGUACGUGCGUUAGCCGAUUUGGAACCGAGAGCGCAUGCUCUGUUACAUCUCAACUAUAUUCUCAAUUAUAUCAAAAGCUUUGAUCCUGGUGCGGAAUUAAUCCAGGCCAAAGUGCCAAUUUUGAAGUUUCGCGACGAACGUAAUGGGCUUCAAGUCGACUUGAACUGUAACAAUGUGGUUGGCAUCCGCAACACAAACCUCCUCUAUUGCUAUUCUAGAAUGGACUGGCGCGUCCGGCCGCUCGUGGCGAUCACGAAGCUGUGGGCGCGCGCGCACCGCAUCAACGACGCGCGCCGGCGCACGCUCUCCUCCUACGCGCUCACGCUCAUGGUGCUGCACUUCCUGCAGUGUGGCACGAGUCCGGCGGUGCUCCCGCGCGCGGGCGAGGCGGCUCGUCCGCGGCCGCACAACCGCUGCACGCUCGCCGAGCUCUUUCUGCAAAUGCUCAAGUACUACGCGGAGUUCCCGUACGAGCAGAUGGCGGUGUCGGUGCGCGCGGCGCGGCGCGUGCCGGUGUGGGAGUGCCGCGCGCGCGCCGCGCUGGCGCCGCACGCCGACCCCUCGCACUGGAAACUGCUCUGUGUGGAAGAACCAUUCGACUUAACUAACACUGCUCGGUCAGUAUACGACCCGGAGACUUUCGAGAAAAUAGUAACCACUUUCCGCGAGAGCUACGCGCGACUGAGCGCCGGCCUACGCCUGCAGGACGCGUGGCCGCAGCGAUGAUACCGAGCGCGCCCGCGCCGUGCGUGCAGCAGCGUGCAGAGUCGUGCGAGCAGCAGCGUGCAGAGUCGUGCGUGCAGUGUCCGUGCGUGUAGUGGCGCGCCGUGGCGUGCGUGUAAUGUGUCGGGGCGCGGCUGGCCCACGGCCCUCUGGGAAGUGACCUAGUGCUGUGCAACUGGAACAUAAUUAUCUUAACUACCCUAAGUUUCCUCCACACCAAAGUGAUGUUAAAAAUUCUCGUGCCAUUAUUAGGGAACAGUGAUCGAUAUAGAGGCUGUAUUUAUUAUGCUAUAAGGACCGAUGCGAUUAGAGCGACUUUGGAUGUAAAUAUAGCUAAAGGCCGUUUAAUGAGAGCCUUAGAUUAUACAAAGACGCGAUAGGAACCAAAAUCUUCUGUGUUUAUAUGAUAUAUUUUUAAACAAAAAUAGUGAAAUAUAUAUUGAAGCAUGACUCUAGUAAGUGCUAUAUGAUAAAUAAUAUAGGAUACAGUCCCAAAUAGAGCCAGUAAAAACAAAACAAUAAAUAAUUAACCUCACGGGCUGUGAUAUGCGACUGAUUCCCAUGUAAAUAUUACAUAGAUAUAGCAUAGUACUUAGACAUGUGUUCGAAGAAAUUCGAGAUAAUUGUACAAGUCUCUCCCAUCAAAAAGCUAGUACUCGGGAACAGAAACAUAGAUAAUAACAUCAGUGCAGCUAAAUUACACUCUAAAUAAAUAUAUACUAUAAUCACUUAAAUGUUUUAAUAAAGUACAUAUUUAGACUGAAAGUUUAGCCGCAGUGAUAACAUGUUAAUAAUACCUAGUCGAUUAAAAGUCCUUAGUUAUUAAAACAACAGUUAAAUUUAGUUCCUAACCUUGCUGUUAUCUCCACUAUGUUAGCCACUAAUAAUGUUAAGUCGAUAUUGUUAAAUAGUACCAUAUUUUAUAUUUAUUUAUACAUAAACAGAUGCCACUAUGAAAAUAUGUUUGAACCCCAUAGUGUCAUGUGGUCCAGUGAAAUAGGGAUAGGAACGGCCAUAUUUAUUUGAAAAGGCCAUCACAAUUUACUCAUAAGUUAGAGCUUAAAUCUGAAGUAACCUUAAAUACUUAUAAAGAAAUAUUAGUUACAAAAUUAUAGAGUUCACAAAUAACUGUUUGAAAAUGUUACCAUAAUAAAAACUUUGUCUCCUGUUGAUUGUAUUCAACACGACUGAUCGACUUGUUAACGGCUAAUAAACACAACACGCUGGUUGUUUUGAGACAAUAACUGCAAAUGCAUUUCCCAAUGACAUUUUAUAUACAUGUAUAUAUAAUAAAACGGUGCUGCGUCCAUGCGUCCUAUUCGUUUUUAAUAUUUAUAUUGUUUAUUUAUAAGUUAUUUAUUAUGUGUAUAGUGAGGAUGGAGAGAAACAAAAAAUAUUCAAAUGUUUUACGAUUGAGUUUAUGUAAAUAGUAUACAUAUGGCGAGUAAAGAGUAAAUAGCAAAAAAAAAACUGAACUUUAUGUAUAAUCUGUGUUUAGUUUUAAGCUUGGCGGUGCAUCGGUGUGUUGAAUUUGUAUAACAUCGCGUUGCGUAGGGCUGUAUCAUUCUUUAAAUAUCGAUAUUAAAAAAAUUGCUUCAUUGGAUUCGUUCAAAUAUGUUCAAGACCUUGAGAAAACAUUCCAUUACCAUCAAAAUAUUAUUUAGAUAUUGUCACAUAACUAAUAUUGCAGCCAUCUUGUAGCAGUUAAAACAUUCAGUCAUUUUAUCAAAAAAGGGUGCUACUUUUCGUAAAUUCUGCUAAAUGCAUGUUUUUUUAAUGUUAAAAAGUUAGCUAGAAGUAAUGUAACGAAAGUUAUGGUGCUAAUUUGUUGUGUUGCCUUACAGUAUACAUAAAGCUAAGCCAACUAAGCUACAUUUUUGACAUUAAUAUAGUCACUUAUAUAGGCUUCCACCUCAGAAUUCCUAUAUUGAGGUUAAUUAUAAGUGAGGCAUAUCUUUAAAAUAAACGAAAAGAUUGUACAAUUGUUAUAUCUUAGCAUAUAGGAAUUCUUUAUGAAAUGUUGUUAAGAUGUACACCAACCGUGUUGAAACAGUCAUACAGUUAUACAGACUAGAUGAAAUAUUGUUUUAUAUAACUAUUUUAUCUUUUUUUAAACCAUGAGUUAUAAAUAAAUAAAAUCUUAAAUUUAAUAUAGAGUAUUAUACGUUUGCUUUUUCCGAUAAUUAAUUGUAAAUCUAAAAGUAUGUACUUACAUUUAUUUAUUGCUUUUAAUUUUUUUCUUAAUUCUACAGCCCUCUAAACGCUUCUUACCCCAUGCAUUAGACAUUUUCGCCUGGCAAUUAUAUAAGCAUUGUUAAAAUAAGUUUUAUAUUGAUUUUAUGUAAGAGGCACUUUGCCGCGCUGAAUAUUAAAAGUACAAUAAAUAAUAUAAAAAAUGAAUAUUCUCUAAGAAAACUGUUUAUAUAUAAUAGUGUCUCAAAAGAUAUUAAUUUUAAAAAAUUGUAUAAAAAAACAAAAAGCGAAAAUAUAUAUUUAAAAAAAAUACAAAAAAAUAAAAAAAAUCCUUAAAAAAAUAUACACAAAAAAUAAAACAACGAAAAAUUUCUACUUUGACUUUUUAUGGGGCAUUUUAAUAUCAUGCAUGUUUAUGUAAAGUAUUAAUUGCUCUUGCCUUGAAAAUGGCACAUGCUAGGAUGUGGAAUUUAAAACAAAAUUGACAGAUUAUUUGACAUAGUCUAUAAUUUGUAUAUAUUUUUUUUAAAAAUCGCAAUCUAGCAUUAGAACAAUUAUGACAGGACUUGUUAAUGAACAACAAAAUAGCACAAUAUAAUAUUUUAUCAUUUACAUUAAAUCAUUUAUUUAGCUAAUCUUGUUUUAUGAUUAUUUUGUACUGCAAGUAUUUAAAAGUGUCUGGUCUAAAUAGUAAUUUUUACAAAUAAAUAAAAUUCAGUUUUUAACUCGUACACUAAUCUCAACAUAUUCCAGCUUACAAAAUAUAUUUCAAAUAAUAAUUUUUUAUUGCAUUUCAAUUAAGGUUUGACCUAAUAAUAAAUCGUCACUGCCAGGUUGGUGUGCAUUUAAAAAAUUAGGCAGUUAUUGAUACUAUUUAGAAUUGUAACUUAAUUAAAGUAAAUCUCUUGUGUAAGUUUUCUUUGUGUGAAAACAUCGCAAAAACUUGAUAAAUUUAACUUUACCUUAUACUAUCGUUUGUCGUUCAAAAGAAUUAAGUGCAAUAAUGAAAUUGUUAACCUUUUUAAACUAUUUUCUGUAUCGCCAUAAUUAUUCAUUUAUUUUCAUCCCAAAAUUAUCUAUAAAAAUGUUGAAUUAAAUAAUAUUAAACAGUGCAUGUUGGUAUUGUCAGUCUAUAUAUAUAUUUUUUAAAUAAUAAUCCUGUAACGUUUAAAUAAGGCAAAAUAUACAUAUUGCAUUUUAUUUUUUUGAGCGCAGACAACAUUGUACAAAAUUACUGUAAUGAAUAAACAAUAAAUUAUAUACAAACUGCC